Messenger RNA from Ilex paraguariensis (yerba mate), 1017 nucleotides. The record is from the annotation of a GenBank genome assembly. Lineage: Eukaryota; Viridiplantae; Streptophyta; Magnoliopsida; Aquifoliales; Aquifoliaceae.
AUGGCGACGUCAAUCGCCUCGCAAUUGCAGGCAAUCAAAUCACUGAUUAAAGCCGAUUCGGAGCCACUCAGGCGACCCUUCACUCGUCCUUCUAUCCUAUUCGACCCCAGAGAAGCCGCCGAUAUCGACCUCGACACCAUCCUCAACAUCGCGCUCUCAGGUUUGGAGGUGCUUAUAAACACGGAUGAAAGAUUUAGGAACUAUAAGAAUGAUUUGUUUAGUCACAAGAGUAAAGAAUUGGAUAGAGAAUUAUCGGGCGUAGAGGAUAAUAACCGAAUUAAUGCUUCUAUUAGUACAUACUUGCGGUUACUAUCAGGCCAUUUUCAAUUGCCUUCGGCAUUAAAGACGCUUGAGUACUUGAUACGUAGAUACAAGAUUCAUGUGUACAACACGGAGGAACUUAUUCUAUGUGCUUUGCCAUAUCAUGACACUCAUGUUUUUGUUCGAGUAGUUCAGUUAAUUGACACAGGAAAUAGUAGAUGGAAGUUUUUUGAUGCAGUUAAAGCUUCAGGUGCACCGCCACCAAGAAAGGUUAUUGUGCAACAAUGCAUCCGUGAUAUGGGGGUGUUGGAGGCCUCACCUACAAAGAAGUUGCAGAUGCCGAGGCCUGUUAUUAGCUUCUGCACAGCAGUUGUUGUUGAGGUUUUGGGUUCUCUCACAGUUGUUGACAAUGAUGUGGUGAAGAGAGUUUUGCCGUACGUGGUUUCUGGACUUCAGCCUGGUUCCAAAGGAGGAGAGGAUCACAAGGCUGGCGCUAUGAUGAUUGUGGGCUUACUUGCUAAUAGGGUAACGUUGUCCCCCAAUCUUGUCAAAAGUUUGAUUCGCUCAAUCGCUAAUGUAGCUCGAGAGGAUGCGAUAGAAUCAAUUGACUUGCAAUGGUUGCAUAUGUCGUUUAUGGCUUUGAUCAACCUUGUUCAGUUGCAAUCUGUCGAAAUGUUCCCCAAGAAGACUGUGGAUAUCCUGAAGGAGAUCAGGUAUCACUAAUGACCUUAAAUCUCAGCAGAGACUUGGAGCUUG